Messenger RNA from Cylindrotheca closterium, 2028 nucleotides. The record is from the annotation of a GenBank genome assembly. Lineage: Eukaryota; Bacillariophyta; Bacillariophyceae; Bacillariales; Bacillariaceae.
AUGAAGAUCAGCGGAGUCACCAUGUUUGCUUUGUUCUCAACGGCAGCCAGAGUUGCAGCCUUUUCACCAUCUAGGGUGGCACGAGUUUCUCAGCUGGGUAGCAAUCCUUCAUCCACCUUGGGAUAUUUUGCAAAGGACAUCACUUCUAGAUUCAUGGCCACUGUCGUUCCAGCAGAAACAGAGGAAGCAGAGAUUGUCCAGUUGCCAACGAAUGAAGACGACAACGAACUGCUUCGAAUCCGUCACUCUUCGGCGCACGUUCUGGCCAUGGCGGUGCAACAGAUUUACCCAGAAGCACAAGUCACCAUUGGUCCUUGGAUCGAUAAUGGAUUCUACUAUGAUUUCUUCUUUCCAGAAACUACUGACCCUGAAACCGGAGAAACUAUCGAAGCUAGAAAGUUGACAGAUCAAGAUUUGAAGAGUAUCAAGAAGGCCAUGGACAAGAUUAUUUCAAAGAAUUACCCCAUCACAAGAGAGGAAGUUUCUCGUGAAGAGGCAGAAAAAAGAAUCAAGGCACUUAAUGAGCCUUUCAAAAUGGAAAUUUUGGCCGGUUUGGAAGAACCAAUCACCUUGUACCAUAUUGGAGACGAGUGGUGGGAUCUUUGUGCCGGACCUCACGUGGAGAGCACCGCCAAGAUCCCAAAGAAGGCUGUUGCCCUCCAGAGUGUGGCUGGAGCCUACUGGCGUGGAGAUGAGAACCGUGAAAUGUUGCAGCGUGUUUACGCUACCGCAUGGAAGGAUCCACAACAAUUGAAGCAAUACAAGAAGAUGAUGGAAGAAGCCAAGAAGCGAGACCAUCGUGUUCUUGGAAAGAAGUUAGACCUUUUCUCCAUUCAAGAAGAUGCUGGAGGUGGUCUUGUUUUCUGGCAUCCGAAGGGAUCCAAGGUUCGCUCCAAGAUUGAAGAAUUCUGGAAGGACGCUCACACGGAUGAUGGAUACGAUAUCAUCUACACUCCACACAUUGCGAACCUUGACUUGUGGAAGACCUCUGGUCACUUUGAUUUCUACCGCUCGGAUAUGUUUGAUCAAAUGGACGUUGAGAACGAUCAAUAUCAAAUCAAGCCAAUGAACUGUCCUUUCCACUGUCUGAUGUACAAGGACGAGCUUCGGUCUUACCGUGAUCUUCCAGUUCGAUGGGCUGAACUUGGAACUGUCUACAGAUACGAACGAUCUGGAACUUUGCAUGGACUCAUGAGAGUCCGUGGUUUCACUCAGGAUGACGCACAUAUCUUCUGUCUCCCUGAGCAACUCGAGGAUGAAAUUGUUGGCGUUCUGGAUCUAAUUGAGACCAUCUUGACUCGUUUUGGUUUCGACAAGUAUGACAUUAUGCUUUCCACUCGCCCAGAGAAGUCUGUUGGGGGUGACGAUAUUUGGGAGGCUGCCACGGUCGCCCUUCGAGGAGCCCUUGAAAAGAAGGGAUGGGAAUAUGGCGUUGAUGAAGGGGGCGGUGCCUUCUACGGACCGAAGAUUGAUGUCAAGAUCCGCGAUGCUAUUGGGCGCCAAUGGCAAUGCUCUACAGUCCAAUGCGAUUUCAACCUUCCAGAGCGCUUUGGUUUGGAAUAUGUUGAUGCAGACAACAACCGAGAACGACCAAUCAUGGUGCACAGAGCAAUCUUUGGAUCUAUGGAACGCUUCUUUGGUAUCUUGACUGAGAACUGCGCUGGUGACUUCCCUCUUUGGCUGGCUCCAACUCAAAUGAAGCUUCUCCCUGUCACUGAUGCUGUCCAAGAUUUCUGUCACGAGAUUGCUGCCAAGGCCAAAAAGGCAGGAAUCCGAGUUGAGGUUGACAGAGGAAACGAGCGUCUUGCAAAGCAAAUCCGUAAUGCUGAACAGCAACGGGUACCCAUCAUGGCUGUUGUUGGGAUGAAGGAGAUGGAAGAAGGAAAGCUUGCCAUCCGAAGCCGAAAGCUUGGUGAUUUGGGCUCGUUUGAAGUUGAAGACUUGCUAGACGAAUUGGCAAGCUGCUCCGAGAAGGCUGUCGAAAUGACACGAAUUGGGGAGAAAGAAGAACCCAAGGCAGAAGAGUAA